GCACGAUGCGGAUGCCGCGCUGAAGGCUUUCCAAGGUUUUGAGGGGCAGGUAUUGGAGAUCGACGAGGCGACGAACAAGCGGUUGCUUUGGAAGAUUGACUGCCAUUUGAUGCCGGUAUGUUAAUGUGAAGGCAUGGAGCUUGUGUGGAAUUGGGAUCUCGAACUUUGAGGGGGAGACAAUAGGGGCCUAUGCUGAUUUGAUGAUGAAUAGAUCAUGUGUCUAGUAUACGGCCUGAACUACCUAGACAAGACCACCCUGAGCUACGCCUCUAUUAUGGGCAUCAAGAAACCACAUAGCGACGACAAAUUGACGAGCGGAAUCGACUUGACCGGCAACCAGUAUUCCUGGCUUGGCUCAAUGUUCUACUUUGGCUACCUCGCGUGGGAGUAUCCAACGAAUCGGCUUUUGCAAAGACUGCCGCUUGGGAAGUACUCUGCUUUCAACAUCAUCAUGUGGGGCCUCGUGCUCUCAUGCUUCGCCGCAGUCGAGAACUACGCCGGCGCCAUCGCCAUCCGUUUCUUCCUCGGAGUAUUCGAAUCAGCAGUAACACCCGGCUUCGCCCUCUUCACGAGCCAGUGGUACACCAAGAAAGAGCAAGGAACUCGGACGGGAAUCUGGUUUUCCUUCAAUGGCUUCGCACAAAUCUUCGGCGGCCUUGUCGCCUACGGCAUCGCAGUCGGCACCCAAAAACACGGCACGAGCAUCGAGCCCUGGAAAAUCGUCUUCCUCGUCACCGGCCUCCUGACCAUGUGCAUGGGCAUCGUCUUCCUCUUCAUUAUCCCCGACAACCAAAUGAACGCGCGAUGGCUGAGCAAGGAAGACCGCCUGCUCGCCAUCGAGCGGAUCCGCAUCAACCAGCAAGGCGUGGGCAACAAGCACUUCAAGUGGUACCAGCUCCAAGAAGCCCUGCUAGACCCGCUGAGCUGGGCCUUCUUCUUCUACGCGCUGGUCGCUGAUAUCCCGAACGGCGGCAUCUCCAACUUCUUCUCGCAGCUCAUCGUCGGGUUCGGGUACACGCCCCAGCAGUCCCUCCUCUACGGGACGCCCGGCGGUGCCGUCGAAGUCGUAUUCCUGAUCGUGUGCGGGUAUCUCGGGGAUCGCUUCGGACACCGCAUCUUAAUCUCCUCGUUUGGCCUCGUUGUCGCGAUCAUCGGCAUGGUGCUGAUCGUCGCGCUACCGCUGCACAACAACAAGGGCCGGCUUGCUGGAUACUAUCUUACCCAAGCCAGUCCAACCCCGUUCGUGGCUCUCCUGAGUCUGAUCUCGACAAACGUAGCCGGGUAUACGAAGAAGACGACCGUGGCGGCGAUGUAUCUGGUCGGGUAUUGCGCGGGGAAUAUCAUUGGGCCUCAGACCUUCCGCGCGAGUGAUGCGCCCCGCUACGUCCCCGCCGAAGUCACCAUCAUCGUCUGCUGGGGCGUGUGCCUCUUCGACCUCGCCUUCAUCCAUCUGUACUGCAUCCACCAGAACAAGAAGAAGGCGAAGGUGCGCUACGCGCCGGAGUACGAGAGGCUGGAGAAUCAGGAGUGGCUCGAUCUGACGGACAAGGAGAACCCGGAGUUCGUGUAUACGCUCUAAGUUUGAUUGUUUGAAAUUCGUUAGUAUUGAGGAUUAGGUAGGUAGGUAGGUGGAUAUAUGGGAUUUCAGAAACCAGAUCGAAAUGCCUCUGUUCAAGUAUUGACGUUGAUGUAUAUUGUUCUAAAAGUAUGCUCGAAUUCCAUACUCGUGUAAAAUGCAAGACCGGCAGCAGGAAAUUC
Molecule: messenger RNA, 1758 nt
Organism: Mytilinidion resinicola
Lineage: Eukaryota; Fungi; Ascomycota; Dothideomycetes; Mytilinidiales; Mytilinidiaceae
Product: membrane transporter
Exons: 5
Coding region: 215-1579 (454 amino acids)
Biological process (GO): dipeptide transport; tripeptide transport; allantoate transport
Cellular component (GO): plasma membrane
Molecular function (GO): allantoate transmembrane transporter activity; dipeptide transmembrane transporter activity
Source: RefSeq, a predicted model, not a curated record